AGGUGGUAGAGGAGGAACCAGUGAGUCAUUUGCUGCUCCGCGCUCCGCACACGAGGAGGAGACUCGGAGCACCUGCGGGAUGUGUCCGUGAUGGAGAGGAGCGCGCCGGGCUCGUCCCCUCAGCAGAACCGCACCGUCCCCCCGGUGCGCGUCAGCGGCCACGGCUCCAUGUGCGGCUCCGGAGAGCGGCUGUCGCGGUGUGAGGAUCCAGCUGAAAGUUGGGCUCUGGACAUUGUUGCUGUAUCCAUCUGGCUGAGUUCAAGCUGAAAAUGCCCCCCUGCGUUCAACAGGAGGAAGCUGCCGACUGGUCACCAACCAUCCAACCCAGAAAAGUAGUUUCUGGCUCCAAGUUCUGAGCAAAUUAACUCUAAUUUUGUGCCCGAGCUGCAGUUUUUGGUUCAGAGAACAGGCGAGGGUUUGUCCAGAUGUGAUUACAACCAUCUAUCCCAUCAUGCAACUGUUUUUUCAGAGCAGCUGCAUAAUACAUUUAAACAUUUUCUAGAUGGAUUCACUGAUUUCAGCCUUCUAGGUUUUGUCUGCAUAUAUUAUACUUCUUUCUCAGUGUUUUUGCAUGCGUCCUGCAGUUUUAUUUUUCUUUGAUGCAUCUCUAAUGUAAUGGCUCAUUUGCCAGAGGCAGCAUUUUUCAAAUUUUUUUUGACAAGACUGACUUAAUGUGACCAUUACUUUAAUGGAUUUUAUGAGAAUUCCAUGAUGUCCCCUUUCUGCUGUGGUGAACUUAGCUAGGUGUGUGUAUCGGCCUACCUUUGCCGCACAGAACAGUGUCAAGCAUCAUUGUAGAAUUGGAGCAGAUGGUUCCUGUCAUGGACAUCAUGACCCCAGCUCCUCUGACACAGAACUGCUCCAACUGCAGCGAUGUUUUCGUCCCAGAGCUCAACAUUGUCAAGGCUGUGACUUUGGGCUUGAUCCUUGGUGUCCUCAUUGUGUUUGGAAUUGUGGGAAACAUCCUGGUAAUCCUCUCUGUAGCUUGUCACCGACACCUGCGGACGGUCACACAUUAUUUCAUAGUUAAUCUGGCGGUGGCAGAUUUGCUGCUGAGCUCCACUGUACUACCCUUCUCUGCCCUUUUUGAGAUCCUGGAUCGUUGGGUUUUUGGACGGGUCUUCUGUAAUGUUUGGGCAGCUGUGGAUGUGCUCUGCUGCACUGCCUCCAUCAUGAGCCUCUGUGUGAUCUCUGUGGACCGCUACAUUGGAGUCAGUUAUCCUCUGCGUUAUCCAGCCAUCAUGACAAAACGCAGGGCUCUGCUGGCGGUGAUGCUGCUGUGGGUGCUAUCUAUCAUCAUAUCUAUCGGACCUUUGUUUGGCUGGAAAGAGCCUGCUCCGGAGGACGAGUCCAUCUGCAAGAUCACAGAGGAGCCUGCCUACGCUAUCUUCUCUGCUGUGGGCUCCUUCUACCUCCCUCUCACCAUCAUACUGGCCAUGUACUGUCGGGUCUAUGUGGUCGCUCACAGAGAGAGCCAGGGCCUGCGGGAGGGCCACAAGACUGAGAAGUCCGAUUCGGAGCGGGUGAUACUCAGGAUACACAGAGGCAACGCGACCGUGACAGAGGACGAGGCCCUUCGCAACCGCACACACUUUGCACUGAGACUGCUCAAGUUCUCACGUGAGAAGAAAGCUGCAAAGACCUUGGGCAUCGUGGUGGGCUGCUUCGUGUUAUGCUGGCUGCCCUUUUUCCUGGUGCUACCCAUAGGCUCCAUAUUCCCUGCAUACAGACCUUCUGACACAGUGUUCAAGAUCACCUUCUGGCUCGGCUACUUCAACAGCUGCAUCAACCCCAUCAUCUACCCGUGCUCCAACCAGGAGUUUAAGAAAGCUUUCCAGAGUUUACUUGGAGGUCGCUGUUUAAGAAGGACUCCCAGACCACAGCAUCAACAUCUGAGUGCAGGUCAGAGUCAACCACAAGGUCACAGCAAGCCCCUCACGCUGGGCCCAGACAGCAGGGCGGCUCCCUGUCAGCUCAGCCCCUCCUCUUCCAUGGCCUUGUCCAGGACCCCUUCCUCCAAGGACAGCAGGGACUGGAGGGUCUUUUCUCGAGGCUCCGCGAGCGGCUCGGGACCGGCCACGGCGGGCAGGGCUAAAGUGGCCAAACUCUGCAGCAAGAGCUUCCACCAAACCUGCUGCUGCAUCCUCAGCAGCGGGACCCCCCCGCAGGAGUCAGACUGUGCCCAGCCCCCCCCUGCCGGAAACCUUCCCACCAUUAAAAUCCACCAACUGUCCUUGUCGGAAAAAGGAGAGUCUGUGUAACCGCUGUAAUCCUUCAUCCAUUAGUAACGACUCCACUUUCAAUGUCACAGAAGAGAAUAUAUAUCCUUUUUAUCCUGUUGACAUCACAACUGCUGCUUUGACGUUUAACAUUUUUAAUGUCACUGCCUUGAUAUCAUUCUGUGAUUUUUGCUUGAUGUGAGAAAAUCUUCCAAAGAAAUAUCAUAAGCACUAUAUGUUUCCUCUUCAAGAAGAAGGCUGUCUUAAAGACAAACUACUGCAACACGCAGCUUAUCACUGAACUAAAAUGUCUUCUUUUAAAUCCUAAUGGCAAAGCCAAUGUCUACUCAGUUUUGGAAACGACCCUGUGAGCACUCGCUUACUGAUGUGGACCAAAUUUAAAGAACCAUAUGGAGAAGCUGUGAAUUUUUAAGAGGACCAAAAUAUUCCUGGAUGUUUACAUGUUUAUAUCACAGAGGAGCCAUUUAAAAUGUAUAAAAAUGUGAAUAGCAAAGUUUUAUAUAUAUUGCAUGAUUUCACCAAAUGUUACAAAAAAGUGCUGGUCUGUGGUGCUCCCGUCGUUUGCCUAUAACUCUGUUCCUGAGACGCUGUGUGCUUCCAUGUCACAUUACAAUAAAUUUGUAUGACAAAUUC
This is a messenger RNA of Hippoglossus stenolepis (Pacific halibut), 2873 nucleotides long. RefSeq names its product adrenoceptor alpha 1Aa (gene adra1aa). The record is from RefSeq and is a predicted model, not a curated record. The transcript has 3 exons. Gene Ontology annotation, cellular component: membrane. Gene Ontology annotation, biological process: positive regulation of cytosolic calcium ion concentration; cell-cell signaling; phospholipase C-activating G protein-coupled receptor signaling pathway. Lineage: Eukaryota; Metazoa; Chordata; Actinopteri; Pleuronectiformes; Pleuronectidae. Gene Ontology annotation, molecular function: alpha1-adrenergic receptor activity. Bases 810 to 2261 code for a protein of 483 amino acids.